Messenger RNA from Blepharisma stoltei, 705 nucleotides. Lineage: Eukaryota; Ciliophora; Heterotrichea; Heterotrichida; Blepharismidae. The record is from the annotation of a GenBank genome assembly.
AUGCCAAAUAAUUUCGAGAUAAUAGGUUUCAGCUCAAGCUGAGCAGGGAAGUAUAUAAAAUGAUCUAAAAAGCUCUACCUCUGGAAGAUUCGGCUUGGAAUAGAAGUUCACAUCCUUCAAUUCUAUGAAAGCAGAGUUUCGGGACGCAGACGUGCGUUUUUAAAUGGGAAAUUGGAUAUUUCAGCACGCAAAACUAGUCAGCUUGGACAAUAUCCAUUACGAAUAAGAAGUCAUAUGAUUCUUAUAUUUGAGAGAAAAGACCAUAGCUUUGAUUUAAAAUUUUUUGAUGACUACUUUGGAGCUCUAAAAAUUAUCCCAUUGCCUGAAAGCGAUUUAUUUAUAAGCAAAGCCAGUAAGUGUAGUAUCCAGGAGAGCAAGAAACUUUUUAUGAGAAGUAUUUCUGGAUUUGGGGAUGUUUCUCCAUAUGUGAUGACUGAUGAUACAUUAGAAAAAGAAAGCUAUUUCAGUCAGAGCCACAACUUCAACUCUUAUAGAGACAAAGUUGAUGCUCUUUCGUUUGUGAAUAAACCAAAAAGUCCUUUUAAAAAAGGAAUGAAAGAAAUAAAUGAUAAUGAUUUCAUGGGCUUUAUAAGGGGAUGCGAAGCAAUGAGUAGUGUAAGUAAACUUGAAAAUGGAGAAAGGAGACUUCCAAGAGAAGCGUGCUCUAUUCAGCGAUCCAAGACCCCAACUCCAUCCAGAAGAUAG